AUGAUAAAGGGUCGGUGGCCCAAAAAGAGCGCUGAGUUUUUGCUGCACAUGCUGAAAAAUGCCAAGAGCAAUGCUGAGCUUAAGGGUUUAGAUGUAGACUCUCUGGUCAUUGAGCACAUUCAGGUGAACAAAGCCCCCAAGAUGCGGCGUAGAACCUACAGAGCCCAUGGGCGGAUUAACCCACACGUGAGCUCUCCCUGCCACAUUGAGGUGAUCCUCACUGAAAAGCAGCAGAUUGUUCCCAAACCAGAAGAGGAGGUGGCACAGAAGAAAAAGAUAUCUCAGAAGAAACUGAAGAAACAAAAACUUAUGGCCCGGGAAUAAAUUCAGCAUAAAAUAAAUCUAAAUAAAAGUAAAA
Eptesicus fuscus (big brown bat) is the source of this 358-nucleotide messenger RNA. Its product is annotated as 60S ribosomal protein L17-like. The transcript has 2 exons. The record is from RefSeq and is a predicted model, not a curated record. The coding region runs from base 1 to 324 and encodes 107 amino acids. Gene Ontology annotation, biological process: cytoplasmic translation. Lineage: Eukaryota; Metazoa; Chordata; Mammalia; Chiroptera; Vespertilionidae. Gene Ontology annotation, cellular component: cytosolic large ribosomal subunit; ribosome. Gene Ontology annotation, molecular function: structural constituent of ribosome.